AUUUUGAUAAUUUGACUGCUCUUCGAAAUAAAAAUAAUUGUUAUGUUUUUAUUCUACCUGCAAUCUUCAAAUCAAAAUUAAUAGGCGAACACGUCAUUCGUACCGGCCUUCCGCCGCAGCCGCCGACGCCCGUAGUGUUGUUGCCACAAAAACUGGUCAAGUUACCGUCUCCCGAUCAGCUGUCACGUACCUUUGACGUGUUGAAUACAAACAGAUCUCAUUUCGUCGAUCUGAUAUGCCGUUGCCGCGAUGAACGGCACGUUUUCCGAGCAGCUGGGGGGUGUGGCUGGAGUUUUCGAGCAAUGGGGCACGUGCGAGAGAACCGUGGUUGCGUGUGCUCUGGCGCGGCGCGUGCCCUGGCCGGGCCUCAAGCUCGUACAGCGCGCCGUGGAGGCCGCACUGCAGCAGCAUGUGGAGGACGACCGCCUGGAGCGAGAUGCCAACGACGAGACCCUACUGGCAAACUUGUUGGCGCCCAGGAAUGACGAUGAUGAAGAUGAGGGUGCGGAGAGAUUGCGGCAGCUGCUGAGCCUGCUGCCACUGCUGCGCAGCGACAACGAGCGCGGCAAGGCGGUGUACGUGGGUGCGGUGCCCGGCCUCGUGCAGCGCUGCGUGGACGCGCCGCGCCCCGCCCCGCACCCCGCCCCGCACGCCGCGCCCGACCUCUGCCGCCAGCUCAUCUCCUACCUCCUCGUGCAUCCCGCGCUCACGCAGCUCGAGCAGAGAACACUGACCCAGUGGCUACGCUACUUAGAAAAUCACAUAUCGGGCAACAGAAACACGGAGUCCAUCUGGCAGCAGCGGAUAGACCCGUGCCUGUUGCCCGACACCAACAUCUGGGGCGGCAACAACGGCUUCAGAAGAACCAUAGGCAAAAACGUCGAGUUCCGAGGCAUCCUCGACUCGGCGGAGCAGUCGUACACGGAUCUCCUGCAGGAGUCCUUCUCCAAGAACGGGCGAGACGUGGACAUCAGCCUAGACGGCGAGAUGGCCAACUUCGAGGUGGCGAUAGGACAGCCCAAGUCGCAGCGCUCCAACAGCCUCACGCCGCCGUCGACCAACUUCAUGCAGAUGUCCUCCUCGGCGGAGAACCUGAGCGACGAGCCGUUCGUGCAGAAGCCGCGGAGCUUCUCGCUGUCGAGCGAGCACAGCCUCAGCCAGCUGCGGCCCAUCGCCGGCCUCUUCGCCACCACCGGCAGCGAGACGCGACUCGACGACCUGCGCUGCAACAACUUCUCCGAGCACCCCGGCAUGUCCACCGUCGCCGCCUGGCUCAAGUCCCUGCGCCUGCACAAGUACAUCUGGCUCUUCACCAACGUCACCUACGACCAGAUGAUGGCCAUGGACGAGAAGUACCUCGAGAAGCUCGGUGUGACGAAGGGCGCGCGGCACAAGAUUCUGGUGUCCAUCAAGAAGCUGUCGGAGCGCGGCGCGGUGCUGGAGGCGGUGCGGGCCGAGCUGGCGGCGGGCGCGGCGGGGGCGGUGCCGCGCGCGCUCGACCGCCUGCGCGCGCUGCUGCUCAGCCCCAUGCCGCCGGACUCCGACCUGCCCCCGGCCAUCGUCGCCGCCCUGGACCUCGCGUCCAAGAGUCUGAGCGGGUGCACCGGGCCCGCGCUGGAGCCCGAGCCCGACCACGUCGACCCCAUGUCGCUGCAUUGCUGGCUCGUCGAGAAGGCGCUGCACCACGAGGCGUUCCGGCGCGGCGAGCUGCAGGAAGCGCUGCGCCGGCUGCGGCACCGUCUGCCGCCCACACAGUUCUUCCACCACGUCGGCGAGCUGCCGCUCCUCGCGCACAGGCACAAGCCCAGAUGGCGGUCGAGCGCGGCGUGCCCCCGCCCGGGGGGCCGGCGCUUCGUGCCCCCGCCCCCGCGCGGCAAGUCGCACUCCUACCCGCCCUUCCCCGNNNACCCACACCCGCACGACGACUACUCCGGCCUGGACGCGCUCUGUCUGCAGAUGACCGAGCAGGCCAUCAACUGACCGCCACACCUCACUCUGCAUCUGACUGUGACACAUUUAUACUAUUGGAAUCCGAGCAAGACUCACCUCACAGAAAGGAAUUUAUGUGGCGGAUAUAGUUUGUAAUGAACUAAAAACGUUUCAUUUCUAAUAUUAUAUUAUACGAAACACAUUGAGUGUGUACAAAUCAAUUACACGACCAUGGUCAUCUUCCAUUCAAGAUUUUCAAUAUAAAUUAAUGUUUUCUAUACAUUUUUUUAAAAUAUAAUACCCGAUGUAUACUUUGAGUAUACAUUACAAUAAAAGUAAAUACAAAAUGUCAAUUGACUACAAAUAUAUUAUGAUGAUGGAAGUUUAAUUGAUUUGAAUGAAAUGAUGUUGACGAGCAAUAAUGUGAUGAUAAAGAUGUUUAUAAUAAUAGUAUUUACUGCAACACCGGUGCGGGGAGUGCGGGGAGUGUUGCCCUCUACAAACACAAUGAUAUCGGAACUGGUGCAAUGUGAGAACUUAUAGUGCAAUUAGUGUUAAAUAAUUAGUUAAAAUAUUUAUAAACAGAUACUUGAUUUUAUUUAUUACAUUUCAAUGAAAUAUCGUAUUUAGUGUAAGAUUGACAUCGAGAUAUUUUCGGGCACAGAUUUAAAUAUUGACGCUAUGCUUCUUGUACACAAUACACAAGUAUUUUUAUAUUUAUUUUAUUACUAUGUUUAGUUAAAAUUUAAUAAUGAAUUUAUGUCGU
Messenger RNA from Papilio xuthus (Asian swallowtail), 2695 nucleotides. RefSeq names its product sterile alpha motif domain containing protein 4 smaug (gene smg). NCBI's taxonomy places the organism in Eukaryota, Metazoa, Arthropoda, Insecta, Lepidoptera, Papilionidae. Bases 250 to 1980 code for a protein of 576 amino acids. The transcript is spliced from 8 exons. Gene Ontology annotation, molecular function: protein binding; mRNA binding; translation repressor activity. Gene Ontology annotation, biological process: nuclear-transcribed mRNA poly(A) tail shortening; negative regulation of translation; regulation of mRNA stability. The record is from RefSeq and is a predicted model, not a curated record. Gene Ontology annotation, cellular component: P-body.